Molecule: messenger RNA, 4832 nt
Organism: Vespa mandarinia (Asian giant hornet)
Lineage: Eukaryota; Metazoa; Arthropoda; Insecta; Hymenoptera; Vespidae
Gene: jus
Product: EB domain-containing julius seizure protein
Source: RefSeq, a predicted model, not a curated record
CACACCUUCGGCGUCAGUGGUAGUGACGGUCGUUGCGUGCGCCUUACUCGGUCAUACACCGACACUCACAUCGUCUAGUCGUGCUACUUAAGCAUACAGCAGUGGCGCACACACGUGAGAUCUUCUGGCGGGUUGUCGUUGAAUCUUCGACUAGACAAAGAAGAAAAAGAAGAAGAAAAAAAACAGCUGUCUUUGUCACCCUCUGUGGACGUUUCUCUUUUUCUCUCUAUCUUCCUCUCAUUCUGUUUUCACCCGUUGGUGUAGUUCAAAGGGAGGGAAAAAGAAGAAAAAAGAAGAAAGUAACAAAGAGGCGAAUGUGUAAGAGGAAGAAGAAAGAAAGGGUUGAUUGGUGAGAAGGAGGGUGAGUGGAAAGAAGGAUAGGAGGGAGGGAAGAAAACGUAACGGAGGGAGAAAAGGUAGCACAAAUAGCAAGUGGGGAUAGAAUUUUCGUUCGGAGCAGUAUCAGUCGGCUCUCGCGGCGUCAGUUAGAAAGAAUGCGCAUGAUCGAUUGCACGCGCUCUGAUCGGUCGGAGAUGUGAUACCGGAAGUAGAUACGGCGGUCUUAACCUGCGUCGCGUGCAGGUGCGGCCGCGGGUGCGUAUUACGAAAGGCGCGUAGGGAGCAGGUGCGAGGGUUGUCACCCUUGAAGGAUAGAGAGAAACAGAGGGUGGCAAAAGAAGGAGAAAGAGAUGACAAUACGUUCGAGCGUUGGUAAAUCGUCGUCACCAAGUGAAACGGCUAUGACGUCGAUCUUCUCUUCGUCUUACAUCAGGAAUUUAAAUAUGCAUCUGAUCUGCGCCAUUGCCUUUUGCUUCUUAAUUGCCCUCGACCGGCCGGCCUUUGGCCAACCAGAUCCACCUGAAUCGACCACCAUCGAAGAUCGAGGUAAUAAGAAAUUUGGCGACAAUUGCGAAGCUGACCGCGAUUGUGGCUUUGAUGGAUCUUAUUGUGAAGCGAAGAAGAAUAUAUGCACCUGUAAAGAAGAAUUUAAAGUUACGAAUCAUAUUGACAAAUGUGGACACCCGGCGAACGUUAACGAGAGCUGCUUCUUUCACGAACAAUGCGAGGCACGAGUGAGCCAAACAGAGUGCAGGGACGGUCGAUGCAUUUGCAUCUUCGAGAAAAUUCCGGUGACGCAGCCCAACGGUGUCAUAGUUUGCAUUGCGGAGCACAAAGAACCACCCAGUUUGCAAUAUGUGGACCCAGCGAUGAUCGGAGUUCUCGUUGGCAUGGCAUUGAUGUUUAUCAUUAUAUGCGUCGUUCUUAGACUUUUCAGCAAAGCACGUUGGCGAGAGAAUCGAACGAUUUUCAACACUCCCAAUGCACGAUUGAUGAACGUAUCCUUGUUAAGGGACAACAAACUUCUACAUACUCAGGAACGUCGUGGUUCUAGGGCAAGUGUACGCGUACCGUCGAGGCAACCCUCGAUGGUCUCCUUGCGUGCACAUUCGCCAAACGCCUCGCAAGGUGCGAAACACACUCAGCACUCUCAGCACAGAGUGAGCCGGUCACGUACAGGAUCGCGACGUGGUAGCCGUGGUAGCAGUGGCAACGCAUCGGCCGUAUCAACCAAAUCAAACAACAAAUCUCCACCAAAUAAUCCUCAAAACAACGUGACGGAUCCGGUCUUGGAAAACGUCACCGUUGAGAUUCUCGAACCCAAAGCGUAGAUCAGAUCGAUUGUCCUAACCCGCUUCUCUCGCUUAAUCGACCAUAUUUCGUAGAUUUUCAUCGCGAUAACUUUUUUUUUCAUAACGACUAUAUAGUAAGAUCAUUUUCUUAUCUUCUACUAUCGCGAAGAAAACUUUAAUCCGAUUGUUCUAACAACUCGUCUCGGAGACCACAUCGUUAAACUAAUAUUGGCAAUCAUUUCUUCUUCGAACUGGAAAAUAAAAAAAAAUAAAUAGAAAAAGAGAGAAAGAGAGAGAAAGCGAGCGAGAGGGUUAAUGAAAUUAUCAAGAUUUUUAUCGCUCACGCGUUUUUUCAAAGUUUCGAAAAAGCGACGAAAUUUCGCACUUAUUUGCUCGAUGGAAAAUUAUAUAGAGAUUAUCCGAAGAAUUCGAUCGAGCGUCCCUUAUUUUGCAUUUUAUACUUUUUAAUGAAAAUGAUUAUAUAAAUAUCAAGCUAUAUUUAUGUACAAGUUUGUACAUAAAUGGAUUAAAAUAUCGAGAAGAAGAAAAAAAAGAAAACAGAAUUAAUCGUGUAUCAUUUUCACAUAAGAACAAAAAUAUUAAUAAAAUUUACUAAAAAAAAAAGAAAAAAGGAAAAAAGACUGUUGAACAAUUCAUCGGAUGAUCUCUGUAUUCCAUUGUACUUCAUUUAAUAUUCAUACACAGUAAUUUUCGCGUCUAUACCGAAACAAAGUUUUACUCGUGAAAUCUCCAUCCAAAGUGUGUGUUUAAUGGUUAAAGGAUAAUUAAUGACGACCAGGCGUGAUUGUAUGAAAGAUAAUAUCGAAUAAAAAAUAUGAGGAAUUAUUUAAAUCCUAUCCUCGUGAAUAGAGCAAAAAAAAACAGAAAAAAAAAAUAAGGAACGAUCGAAUUAAAUAUAUUUUACAUCGAAUUCAAUGUCACAACUCGACUGGUGUCACGAAGCCAAUACGAAAGGGACCAGACGAAAGUGUUUGAUUCAUGAUUCUGGAAAUAUAAAUAUCGAAAUAAUUCAAAACAUUAUCACAUCGUAAGCACUGCAAUUAGCACAACGUACGAUUUCCGAUACUGUUAAUCUUGUCCACGAUUUGAUCGUAUUGAAAUAUACGAAUAUUCGAAUGACGUUAAGAGAGAAGAGAAAAAAGAGCUAACUAUAGAAGAGCAAAUAAAACUAUUCUUGUAGUAUUAUGCCCAAACUAUAAAAUACAUUAGAAUCUUCACUUUAAAAAAUUUUCAAAAAAAUCUAUUUAUAAUUGGAUCAUGACUUUUGAUCAUAUACUAGUCUCGAAUAUUCGUUUCAUUCUGAUACCGGAAACCCUAAUUCAAUCGUACGAUCAAUAGAAGGUAAUAAAUUAUCUAUAUGAAUCGAUUUAGAUUUAAAAAAAUAUAUAUUAUACAUACGCAUAGGCUUCUAUAUUUCGAGGUGAAGAUUUUUGAGGAUAUUUUCCAAAUGGAAAUCAUCUUCAUAGUAUUAUUAUAGAAAUGAAAUCGCAGCCGACCAUACAUCAGCCAACAAUUUAAUAAGUUUCAUGUAAAAAAACAAAAAGAAAGAAAAACGAAAAAUAAGACGAGAAAUAUAUGAAUAUUUACGUAGAUAUGUAUUGAGAUCCUCGUUAUUAAAUAGUCAAAAAUGAAUUGCCAUCUAGCAAAAUUUAAAGAAAAAGUCGCGGAUAAUUCAAACGAUCGCCUCGAAACACGCCUAGAUAGAAUGACCAAUGGUAAAUCACAACUUUAUAUAUAUAAAUAUAUAUAUAUAUAUCUUAUCUAUCUCUUGAAUUCGCACAAGGAGAUCUUUAAGAAGAAAAGAUGCUUUGCAAGGAUCAUAUUAAGACAUGAAAAUUAUAUUUCGAAUUUCUUAAUGACUUAUAAGAAUAUCGUUAAAUAAAUAAAAGAAAGAAAAGUAAGAAUCCAGUACGAUUGUAUCUGAGCAAUUUAGUGCCUGCGUCUCGCGUAUAUUAAUGGACUAUUAUAAAUGAGACAAAAAGAUAAAUUCAUAUAUAUACAUAUAUACAUUAUAUGUAUACAUAUAAAAUAUAUAUAUAUACAUAUAUAUAUCAAUAUAAAGUGUAUAUUCAUAAUACAUGCACACACAUACACACACAAGUAUAGACGCGAGCAACAUAAAAGAAAAAAGACAAACGAUAUAUGAAUCGUGUAAGUACACGUUUACUUGUGUGUGCGAUUUUAACAAAGCUUAAAAAACUAACACUAUUCGUAGACUGUUUUUCUGAAAAACGCUCAUUGACUAUAUCUGCUCUGUGAUCCAUAUGCAACAUAUAUUAUCACGUUGUUCUUCAUUCUCCCUCGUUACUAUUAUUAUUAUCAUUAUUAUUAUGACACGAUUAUUGCUAAUCGCAUGGAGUGAAAACUCGCUUAGAUUUUUUAUUCCCGCACCUGUGAAGUCUUUAAUAACAUUCUAGUAUCUACUUUCGCAUAACUUUGACUAGAUUUUAAGCCUCUACUGCGCAAAGCGCUCGUAAAUUAUUUACAUAUAGAGAAAAAGGAUUAUAAAGAAGAAAAAGAAAGAAAAUAAAACUCAGAGGGAGGGGAACAGUAAGUGUGUAUGUGUGUGUGUGUGUGUGAAAGAGAGAAAGAAAGAAAUUAGAAUGAACGAAAAAAGGAAUGAAUGAUAAAAGAGAGAAAGAAAAAGAGUGUAUGUGUCGCAUAUGCGCAAAUCUACGCUUCGUCUGACAUUCUUAAGAUUAGGAUAAAUAAAUCGCUAAGAAAAAAGUCGAUUGAAUUCCGAAACGAAAUUGGGGGAAGGUUUCGAUUUCAGGAUUUGAUCGGAUUAUUCGGCGAUAUUAUUAGUCCAUCGUGUAAAACACAUAUACAUAUAUAAAAUAAUACAUUUUAAGUAGGUACUUUACGUUAUAUAUAUAUAUAUAUAUAUAUAUAUAUAUAUUUUAUAUAUUUAUAUAUUUAUAUAUAUAUAUAUGAGUAUCUAUAAAUAAACGCAUAAAAUGUAAUAGCAUAAAACGUUGAAUAUACUUUUGCUAUGCAACGCGUGUGUCUCGAAGGAUUCAUUGAUUCGAAUAAGGUCAAUGAUAUCCUUUGGUUCUUCUCAAACCGUAGAAAGAUUUAACGAAUAAAAACUACGAAGCUUAGCGAGCGUUUGAAAUAGCUAUUUAUUAGAGCGAACCGAUCGAUCGCAAAGAAUAAAAUAAACCAAAAGAAAAAAAAAAA